Batrachochytrium dendrobatidis JAM81 is the source of this 773-nucleotide messenger RNA. RefSeq lists its product as uncharacterized. The annotation marks the transcript as partial. The transcript has 2 exons. NCBI's taxonomy places the organism in Eukaryota, Fungi, Chytridiomycota, Chytridiomycetes, Rhizophydiales. The record is from RefSeq and is a predicted model, not a curated record.
CUGUUCCCAUAUCUUUACAUCAUCUCGCGGCAGUCUCCAUACUAUACAUAUUUGGCUACUUGACUACUACUGCCACCAUCAAGUAAACCCAACCAUAAAGAAUUGACUAAUUGUUCAUAAGUACAUGGAGCGCUUAAUUUUACAAAAUGCAACGCUGUUGAAUAUGGCUGUUCGCAGCAUGGGUCGUACAAAUGAAUAUGGUCCGCUAAAAGUAUUCUUUGCGAUUGCUCAAACGCUACUCAUUGUCGUGUGCUCACCCAUAAUCAUUCAUGAACGAGAUCAGCCUAUGGUGAAGUAUCGCUCAUGGACGAUUAACUUGGCUGCAUGUCUUGCGAUUACCAUUCGCUCAAUCAUAGAUGCUUGUACAUCAAUGGAUGGGUGGGUGGAUUAUGAAACAUUGCCCUUUACCUUUUGGCUCAAAAAUAUUUGUCUCUUGUACCUUCUUUAAUGUAUAUGAAUGGUUCACUGAUCAACUUUUACCAUUAUUUUGUGUUUGCGAUCGGGUGGCUUACAUCUUGACUGUCUACAUAAACUCAACAGUCACUAUUACGGUAUGCUCAUAUGGCCCCAUAUACCUGCGACAUUACUAUCUCCUCAGACUGCCUGUGUUGCAGACUCAACUGUUCAACUAUGAAACAAUGGUGGAUCCAGAAAAAUACAAGAAACUUUCAAGGUCGCUGGUUCGCACAAAGUUUUUGUCUAGCGAGGCUGGUGCAUGGAUGUUCUUUGCAAUCAACUUUAUCCCGCUGAUGGGGAUUGGCAUAUACUAUCUC